Molecule: messenger RNA, 1944 nt
Organism: Saitoella complicata NRRL Y-17804
Lineage: Eukaryota; Fungi; Ascomycota; Saitoellomycetes; Saitoellales; Saitoellaceae
Product: iron transport multicopper oxidase FET3
Exons: 3
Coding region: 202-1944 (580 amino acids)
Biological process (GO): cellular response to iron ion starvation; reductive iron assimilation
Cellular component (GO): high-affinity iron permease complex
Molecular function (GO): ferroxidase activity; copper ion binding
Source: RefSeq, a predicted model, not a curated record
CAUCCUUCCCACCCUAACCCUCCCUCGCCUCUCAACGCCCCCAAAUACGCCAUCGCUUCUAUUCUCCCCUCGGCCCACCUCUCACCCAAAAAUAAUUUUUAUCAGAUCGUGGACUAAUCCCCGUGUGGUUUCUGGAGCGAGGCAGAUGAUCAGAUAAAGAUUGAUGUAUCUGCUGCUUGACGAGAACACCAUACCGACAAGAUGAAAGCAAGAACAGCUGGGUUGGUUGCGUUGGCUGCUGCUGCUGCUGCGAUUGCGGAGAAUGUUGUCGAGUUGGAGUGGAAUAUCACUUAUACCACCGCGAACCCGGAUGGGAUGUUCGAGAGACAAGUCAUCGGCGUCAAUGGUGCAUGGCCACCACCAGCAGUCAACCUAACCGAAGGCGACCGAGUCAUCAUCAAAACCAACAACCACCUCACCGAAGGCACCUCCCUCCACGCCCACGGCAUGUUCCAAAACACCACAACCUACAUGGACGGCCCCGUCGGCGUAACCCAAUGCGCAAUCCCCCCCAACGGCUCCUUUACCUACAACUUCACCGUCGACCAAGUAGGCACAUACUGGAUCCACUCUCACGCAAAGGGUCAAUACCCUGAUGGAUUGCGUAGUCCCUUUGUCAUACAUGCGAAGAAUGAGACGCAUGGGGCGAGUUAUGACGAGGAUGUUACGGUACCGUUGAGUGAUUGGUACCAUACCCGAAUCAUGGAUUUGAAUGAGCGGUUUAUGUCACUAGCCAACCCCUCCGGCGCCGAACCCGUCCCAAAGUCAGCACUCAUGUUCGAUACACAAAACGCCACCCUCUCAUUCGAGGCCGGCAAAACCUAUCGGCUCCGCUUCGUCAACAUGGCCGCAUUCGCCGCAUUCCACGUCUGGAUCGAGGGACAUACGAUGCGCGUGAUCGAAGUCGAUGGGGUGGAUACGGAGGAGUACGAGACGGAUGGGAUUUCGCUGACUGCGGCUCAACGCGUCUCGGUACUCGUUACGGCGCGGAAUGAUACGAGUGGGGCGUUCCCUAUCGUCGGUGCGAUGGAUACGGAUAUGUUCGAUACCGUACCCGGGGAUCUCAACCCCAACGUCACUUCCUACAUCAUCUACGACUCCGCUUCUUCGUUGGAUCUUCCCACCCCAGCAACCGUCGACGCAUUCCCCCCCUUCGACGAUACACAACUCGUCCCUUCUGUUCCUAUCCAACCAUACAGCGGCGACCACAACAUCACCCUCGACGUCCUCUUCGACGUCCUCGGCGACGGCUCAAACUACGCCAUGUUCAACACCCAAACCUACCUCACCCCCGAUACACCCCCCCUCUUCACAGCCAUGUCAACAGGCGUGAACGCAACUGACCCCGUGCUGUAUGGCUCCGCGACGAAUAGUUUUGUUGUACCGCAUUUGGUUGGGGUGGAGAUGGUUAUUAAUAAUUAUGAUCCGGGGAAACAUCCUUUUCACCUCCAUGGGCAUACUUUUCAAGUCCUCGGACGGUCGGUUGAGGAUGCGGGACCCUACGACCCCUCCAACGUCACUUUCGACAUUCCGGCGAACCCGAUGAGGAGAGACGUGGUCCAGGUCCCGCCGAAUGGGCAUGUCCUACUUCGAUUUUUUAGCGAUAACCCCGGUGUCUGGUUAUUCCACUGUCACAUCGAAUGGCAUAUUUUGUCAGGCCUAAUCGCACAAAUCAUCGAAGCACCCCUCGUCAUGCAAGAACGCGUCUCCAUCCCCUCAUUCAUCUCGGACGAAUGCGCAGCGCAAUCAAUCCCAACAUCCGGAAACGCACUCGGCAACACCGGUGCGCUUCUAUACGACUUCCACGGCUAUAACGCCGGCCCAGGGUUUUUGCCGACGGGGUUUACGGCGAAGGGGUAUGUUGGGAUGGUUAUGUCUGUACUAUCUGCUUUCUUGGGGAUGGGUGUGAUUUGUUGGUAUGGGAUUACGGAAGGUGAAAAUUGA